This is a messenger RNA of Quercus lobata, 1264 nucleotides long. RefSeq lists its product as uncharacterized. The record is from RefSeq and is a predicted model, not a curated record. NCBI's taxonomy places the organism in Eukaryota, Viridiplantae, Streptophyta, Magnoliopsida, Fagales, Fagaceae. The transcript has a single exon. The coding region runs from base 246 to 1061 and encodes 271 amino acids. Gene Ontology annotation, biological process: defense response.
CUCAAAACAUUUGCUUCUGAAUAUUCCCAUAUUUCCAUCGUGUGGGUUCUUCACACGCACCCUGCCAAAGUCACAGAGACACCCUCUGUCUUUCUCUCUCUCUAAUAACCUUUUUAUAUUUCCAUUUCCAGAACACGUACGUUUCUCUCUUCACCUUCACGCCAUGUCACACUCAGGCAGUCUUUCUUGAUUCCGAUCAAGAACCCUCCAUCUCUCAUUCUUUCGUGAUCAGAUCAGCACCAUCAAUGAGGAAAGAAGAAAGAGUUUCUUCAGAGCAAGACAAAGCCUUGGAGAUCAACUUGAUCUCUGCGCAGAAUCUCAAACCCCCAACCUCUAACUUGCGUCGCAUGCAAACCUACGCCCUCGUAUGGGUCGACCCGGCUCACAAGGUCCGAACCCGAACCGACCGUCUCGGCGCUGAAAACCCUACCUGGAACGAUAAAUUCUUCUUCAAAGUCCCACCGGACUUCCUCUCCAGCGAGACCUCCGCCGUCUCCAUUCAGAUCUUCGCCGUAGGUUGCCUCCGCGACCAUCUCAUCGGCACCGUCCGAUUCCUCACCAGCAACUUCAUUUUCUCUCAGGCGAGGACUCCUGCUUUCUCCGCCGUCCAGAUCCGCCGCCCCUCGGGAAGAUUCCACGGAGUAUUAAACAUCGGCGCUUCGGUCAUCGAUGGUUCAGAAUUUCCGGCGAUGGGAGAAAGAUCGGCGAUUGGAUUCCCCGAGCAAGUGGGAGAGAGUGAACGGAGGUGGCGCCAUAGGAUUCGGUCUAGCGCCGGCGCCGGCGCCGGCGAGAAUGAUGUAUCGGUCGGUGGGGAAUCAAUGACGUCGUCGUCGUUUUCGUCUUCGACUUCGACUUCGACUUCGACUUCGAAGGUGUUGGAGGAUUGGAAUGGGAUUCGGGGGGAUUUGGCGGGAAACAAAGGGUUGAAUAUGAGGAGAGCAUCGGACGGUUCAGGAUUGUUGUGUGGAUUGAUGAUGAUGCAGAGGAAGUUUUGUUCGUAUCCGUAUCCGUCUGUCUCCGAUGAUUUUGAGUGGGUUCCAGAAAAAAAAAGUGUGAGGUAGAUAUAAAUCAAUGGUUUUGAUCUAGUAGGUAGUAGUAUUUUGUAUUUGAUAAUGAAUGGUGGAGAUCAGAUCAUCUCCACUACAUGGGUCUGUCUGUCUCAGACUCUCAAUUUUUACUCACUAGCUUUGCCCCAUUCACAUUAAGAGAUAUUAUAAUAAUACGAACAUGAGACUUUGCUUGUAACUUCUCUUCAUUCAGGAAC